AAGUGGAAAUUCAGUGACGUUACCUUAUUAUACACACAAAACUAUUCCUCGAGACUUAAAAUCAUAUACCAGAAAGUGACCGUCGAUGGAGGGGACGUGGAGCAUUUCCUAUGGGUGCGGACGAAACAAGGCGAACAACAGUCGCUCUCUCCGUCUGACGUGUUUUUCCCCUCGAUUUCGGCCAAUCAGCGGCCGGCAAAAUGAGUAUCGAUUGACGCAGUCGUGUGACGCAGCUCCCGUGUAAUCGGAAAAAUGUUACAAAGAGUGUUGUUUUGAUAGUGUAGGAGAAGGAGAAAGGCAAGUUGGAAGCUCUGUCUUCGUAGAAACGUUUGAGAAAUUGCCAGUUAGUGCGGAUUUUGCGUUAAAAAGCCGUGAACUCGUCGUCGAAAGCUUUUCUCAGUGACAGCGAAACCUCCGGAUCCCGAAAUCGUCCCAUCUGUGCGAUCUGGAUCCUUUGUUUAGUGCGUCCAUUUUGUGAAAGCAAGUCGGGUUUCUCACGCAAAAUUCGACAUCUUGGUCUGUGAUACAACGAGACUUUAUGUUCAUUUUCCGCUGCAAAGACUCAACAGUUGCGAAGUGUGUCAGUGCAGCAAUGGCGCGGAAGAAUUCGGACGGGAACCCCCGCGGUCGCCCCCGGGGCGCCACCCCCCGACACAGCCCCGUGAGAAGCGGCGUUGCCGCCUCGCCCACGGGCGCCGGGCACUAUGCGGGCUGCAAGUGGACCGAGCCGCCCCUGCCCUCAGCACUGCCCCCGCCGCCCCAGCACUGGAUGCAGGCGCCCCACUCGCACUCGCUGCCCUUCAGGCAACCGAAGCCGGAGCAGCAAGACAUCGACGCCCAGCUCAAGGUGCUGCUCAAGGUGCAGGCCUGACCUGAGACAAGUCGAAGGUGCCACCUCAAGAGACAUUUGAUAUCUUUAUAUAUAAAUUUACGACGAGUGAACUAUUGAGGACUACUGAACACUAAUUUUAAGUCUGUUGGUAGCGAGUGAACACGACAAUACUAAAUUCCGGUUAUUUUUAUUACGCCUAAGGACGGUACUACAAUCGAGAUGGUCCUGGUUUCGUACAAUUCCAGAUUGUCCUGUUCAGCCGCGCUGUGAUACACAAUCACUACUCACAAAACCAGUGAUUGUAUUAGAGUGUAGAUAUAUAUUAUAGUUUUAACUUUUACUUAAGUCUAUUUCUGAAUGUGAUUUUUUUCAACUGUUGAAAAUUGUAAGAAGAGAAAUUUGAGUUUGUAUUUGUGAUUGUGAGCAGUGCUCAAAUAAGUGUCACGAUAUAUGUUUAGUUCGUAAUACUCUGCAAUAACAAAGUAGCAUCCAUAUCUAGUCUCGUGCUUCGGCCGCUUUGUAAUGUUGGCCCCCCACCCCUAUGGAUUUUACCAUAGGACGACUGAACUGGACCAAUAUUACAAACGCUGCUGAUGCACAAAAACAAAGCUUUAAGUAAUUAUAGGUACGGAGAUCAUUAAGUCAAUUUAAAUUGGUAUCAACAGUAUGGAUAACAGUACAAAUUAUUGGAUGCUAUUUUGAUAUCCAAACAGAAUUAUAAAAACAUCUAAAUGAUCCGUCAAUUAUGACGUGUAUUUUUGUUAAAACGCAGUACAAAUGUGUAAUCACUCUUAAACUAAGAAGAUUCAUAAUAGUUAUAAGAUGUACAAUUCAACACCUUCGAUCUACACAUCAUGACAAAAGGAAUUUUGUAAAUGCAUUGUGAAAUCUCCCCUCCAUUGUAUCGUUGAAUUGUACAUCACUUGCAGAAACUUCAUCAUUCAAAUUGUUUGAGGCAAACGAGAUGCAAAAGUCUUCCAAAAUGCCUGGGUAACAAGUUGCAGUGAUGUGCAAUAUUAUUGUCCUAAAUUUAUGUUUCAGUUUGGUGAUAAAAUUUUUAUGUAUUAGAGAUUCUAUUUAUGUUUCUUCAGAAUUAUAUUUUUGUUCACGCACAAAAUCCAUACCAAAUUUGUUAACUUCACACUUUUAUCAGAGGGGUACUAGGAUCUCUAAUUUAGUUUACGUUAAGUUUUAAUUAGGAAUCUCAGAUCUCAUGCGUUCACUUCAAGAGUCAUUACUAGCAAUAUGUAUUUUAACUGUAAACAAAAAAAAUCAUGUAUAUUUCAUCUCCAUCCUAAAAUCUGUGAUACCUCGUUCCUAUCCCUCAAUAAAAUAUCCCAUUUAACCCAGAUUUUCCCUGAACCCUUCCCAUCCCGAACUCCUUCCUGGGGGUCAAACCCCGCCAAAUAUUUCGCACAAGAGAUUUCGCAAACUUCGAAAAUGUCUAAAUACGAACUUUGAUUUUAUAUUA
Messenger RNA from Zophobas morio, 2303 nucleotides. It is a transcript of the gene Aqz, whose product is annotated as aaquetzalli. Bases 539 to 871 code for a protein of 110 amino acids. Lineage: Eukaryota; Metazoa; Arthropoda; Insecta; Coleoptera; Tenebrionidae. The record is from RefSeq and is a predicted model, not a curated record. Gene Ontology annotation, cellular component: nucleus. The transcript is spliced from 2 exons.